AUGGAUGCAGAAGAUGAACAAAGUCUCGAAGAACGUCUUCGUGCACAGAAUACUACUACUAAUAAUAACAUUACUACCACUACUAAUAAUAAUAAUAAUACAAAUAAACCUUUAACAACUCGUGUAACAACGUCAACUGUUAAAUCCAAUCGACAUACAUUUAAAGAUGAAAAAAUUGAAUCUCAUACUGAUAAAAAUGGUGUUUGUUAUAGAGUCGGAGAUCAUGUUUAUUUGGAAACAAAUAAACAAGCUGAACCAUAUUCAAUAGCUAGUAUUCUUGAUUUUCGUUUAACAAGAAAAGAUCAUGUUAUGCUUGAAGUACGUUGGUAUUAUAGACCUGCUGAAAUUCCACCUAAUCUUUAUCAUCUUCUUAUUGAAGAUCGUUAUCAUGAAAAUCAGGGUAACAAUCAAACAUCAUCAAUUAAAGAUAAACAAACGAAAGAUUCUGGUAUAAUACAAGAUCCAAAUAUUAUUGGUCGUGAAUUAUUCGUAUCGGAAAUCAAAGAAUUCUAUCCGGCCGUACACAUUAAAGGUCGGUGCCGUGUUGCUCAUUAUCAAGAUAUUGAAGAAGCUCGUGCAUUUAAACCUGAUCCGGAUACAUUUUUUUAUAUAUUAACAUACAAUCCUGAAGCGCGCAGACUGGCGAACACGCAAGGUGAAAUACGUGUUGGCCCAUCACAUCAAGCCAAAUUGCCACUUUUGAAAUCAUAUUCAUCAUCAUCAUUAACAAAUGGUAUUAAUGAUGAUUUAUGUUCAUUACGUGAAGAAUUAUUAUGGAAAAAUAAAACAUCCGAUAUUGAUUUAUCCAUGUAUUUACAAGCCGCACGAUCAAUUGCAGCAUUUGCUGGAAUGUGUGAUAGAGGUUUACCAGAAGAUAUGUAUGAAGUAGCACAACGAGAUGAUACAACAAUAAAUGCAUUAACUGUUUUACAUAAUCAUGAUUAUGAUUGUAAACGUGCUAUACAAGCACUUGUUAAAUGUCCAAUACCGAAAGGUAUUGAUAGAAAAUGGUCAGAUGAUGAUCAAAAAAAAUUUAUCAAAGGUUUAAGACAAUAUGGAAAAAAUUUUUAUCGUAUACGUAAAGAACAUUUACCACAUAAAGAAACAUCAGAUUUAGUAGAAUUUUAUUAUUUAUGGAAAAAAACUCCACAAGCACAAUCAAGUCGUCCACGUCGUCGACAACGUCCAUGUUCAACAUCAACUAAUUUAUCAACAACACCAACACCAGCUAAACAACGUAAUACAAAAACAAAUAAUAAAGAUGGAUCCGAACAUAAUUCUGAUAAUGAUGAUAAUGCGACAACAACAGAUACAGAUGAACAAUUUUGUCGUCAUUGUCAAACAACAUCAAAAGAUUUACAACCAGGUGGACGUGAUAGUCAACAAUUAUGUUAUGAUUGUAGGAUGUAUUAUAAAAAAUAUGGUGAAAUGCCAAUUAUAAAUCAAGAACCACCACCAUAUUUAUUUAAACCAUUAAAUGAAACAAGUCCAAGUAGUAGUAGUAAAAGAAAACGUAAUAAAUUUAAACAGUCAUCAUCACCACCACCACCGCCACUACCGCCACCACCACCACCACCACCAUUACCUCCAUCAUCAACAUCAACAUCAACAGUUGAAAAAUCUGAUGAAAAUAAUUUAUCAAUAAAAACUUCAUCAACACGUUCAAAAAAGAAAACUCGUAUUAAUGAACAAACUUCAUUAAUAAAACAAGAAGGAGGAGGAGAAGAAGAAGAAAAUAUAAAAGACGAACCAACAAUAAAUACUGUAAUUAAAAAAGAAGAACAAGAAAAUGAAAAACCAUUAAUAGAACCUUUAGAUUCGAUACCUACGACAACAACAUCAGGUUUUCUCAUUAAAACUGAAGAAUUAUCAUCAUCAACCCUAUCUCAACCACUACCACCACUAAUAACUAAUCCGAUAGUAUGUAAACAAGAAAUCAAUUCUCCAUCAUCAAUUUUAUCAACUGGUGCUGCAAAAAUAACAAAUAAAAUUCUUAUUGAUCAUACAAAACAAACAAAUUCAAAUUUUAUUUUAUCUCCAUCAGCAACAAUUAAAUCUGAGCAAAUAAAUCCAAAUGAAAAUUUAUCAACACUUCAUUCGAAUUUAUUACAAUCAUCAUCAUUAUUAUCUUCGCCUCGUUCAGCAUUUUCACGUACAUCAAAAACAUCAUCUAUUCAUAGCCCUGAUCAACGACGAAUACCUAAAGAUGAAGAAUUAGAUUCUCCAUCAUCACAUCGAUCACAAUCACAUUUAAAUAGUCUUAGUCAUACACCGAAAUCAACUCCGAUUCAUCCAACCAUUCUUAGUGGUGAUGUAAUUCCAUCAUCUCUUAGCUUACCACUACCAACAUCAGCACCGCCACUACCACCACCACCACCACUUCUUAUUCCAUCAUCAUUAAAUGAAUCAAAAGAUAACGAUUCAUUAACAAACGAUAUUACUGAUGAUGGAAAUAUAUCGGAUAGUUCAAUAAGUGGUAACCAUGAAAUCAUAUGGGAUAAUGGACCAGCACCGUUAACAUGUGAAAGAGAAUGUUAUAAUAAACCGCAAAGCAUUGUUUUAUUACAAGUUUACGAUCGAUCAAUAUCGCAAAAUUCUUGUGCACGUACCGAUAUCAUACUUAAACGUGGUUCACGUGUACGCCAGAAACAACAACAACAGCAACAAGUAUCAUCAAAUAAUAAUGAGCAACAACAACAACAACAACAGCAACAGCAACAACAACAACAACAACAACAACAACAACAACAACAACAACAACAGCAACAACAAGAAAUGUCAUCAAUGUCUUCAUUACCACCAGUACCAUCAUCUGCCACUUUGAUGAUGAUGGGACUUAAACAAGAGAAAUUACCCUUCUCUUUGGAUAAAGGGCCGCCAUUACUUCAUACAUCUGGUCCAUCACCAUUUCCAACACUUAAUCCUCAUCAUGAUCCAUUAUUAAUGAAUCGUGGUAGUUCUUUAUUUCAUCCAUUACCAUUACAUGCUCUACCCGGUGGACCUAAACCACCUGGAACUGGUGCAAAUGGGCCACCGCCAUUAAAUUUUUCUUCCCCCUUUGCUCCAUCAUUACAUGAUAAUGCUGCUGCAUUACGUCAUCUAGAUCCGUUAGGUUUUCGUUUAAUGAAUCCUGCAGCAGCUGCAGCCGCUGCUCAAUUAUUUGCUGCUCAAACACAUUAUAAUAAUAGUGUUGGACGUCCAACUCCUGGUAGUUUCGAUCCUACUACUGCAGCUCUUUUACUUGAUCCUCGUUACCGUAGUAUGAUGCAACCAUUUGGUACUCCAUCCCCUUCAUCAUCUGUAUUACCGUCACCAUCAAAUAGUACGUCAGCAUCCGCUAAUUCUGUUUCAAAUAACACACAUAACCAUUCUCAUAUUCAUUCUCAUUCACAUACACAUCUUCAUUUGGGUAACAAUAAUGAUUCAUCAUCAUCAUCAAAUAAUUCAAAUGGACCUACAAUACCACCACCACCACCACCAUCAUCAAUGAUGCCAUUUGGUAAUCCUCUUUCAAGUCUAUCGCACGGUGGCCCGUUAUUACAUUCAGCUGGUCCUCCACCACCACCUCCAACAUCAAUGGCAAGUCUUGAAGCAAUGCAUAAUUUUUCACGUGAACGUGAAUUAAUGGCAUUUAUGUUAGCUAAUGGUGCACGAUUUGAUCCAAUGGCAUUAGCACUUGCUACUAAUCCACUUCAAAUGCCACGUCAUGAGGAUCUCUCUCGAUUAAAUGCACGAGAACGAUCAAUACGUGAACAUAAUGAAAAUGAAUUUCGUCGUUUCAAUUUAGAUAUUGAAAGACAACAACAACUUCGAUUUCCAUUUCAUCAUUAA
Messenger RNA from Rotaria sp. Silwood2, 3831 nucleotides. The record is from the annotation of a GenBank genome assembly. NCBI's taxonomy places the organism in Eukaryota, Metazoa, Rotifera, Eurotatoria, Philodinida, Philodinidae.